AUGCAGCGUCCAGGACCAUUACCCCGCCCCUCCAGCACCAACUACCACCCCCAUCCCCCAUGCCUCAUCCCAGGCCUCCGUCCACCUUCCACACCCCCACUCCCCACCGUCCCACCACUCUUCAGCACCCACACACCACCGGACACACCCCUAUUCCCCACGGUCCCGCUACUCUUCAGCACCCACACACCACCGGACACACCCCUACAUUCCAUUCAGCCCCUCUUCACCCCACACCCACCGCAACCACACGCCGCCACCCAUCACCCCUCACUCACCCGCGCCCAAUACAUCGACCACCUCCUCCACCGCCACAGCGCUCUACGCACUGACUACAUCGCACUCAAAGCGCACCACCAGCGCCUUGUGCAGCAACAUGCGAACGCGCUGAAUCCGGGGCGGAACCCGACUGUGAAGGUGUAUAAGGCGGCACCAGUGGUGGUGGGGCUGGUUGGGUGGUUGGAGGGCGUGGCAAGUGGAUUGGAGAGCCUUCUGGAUGAAGUGAAUAUGGCGGAGCGGAGAGCGGGGGAGGUGUUGGCGGAGCUGAUGAAAGUGGAUAGGGAGUUGCAGGAAAUGGGGGUGCCGGUGGCGGAAGGGUAG
Molecule: messenger RNA, 600 nt
Organism: Morchella importuna
Lineage: Eukaryota; Fungi; Ascomycota; Pezizomycetes; Pezizales; Morchellaceae
Exons: 1
Coding region: 1-600 (199 amino acids)
Source: RefSeq, a predicted model, not a curated record